UUCACCUCCGCCAAUAGCCAGCCCAACGCGGCCUCUCCUUCCUCCUGUCAGGUGCCCACAUUGGCAACAGCGAGACAGCAGCCCCCAGCCAUGGCGGACAUCGAUUUGUAGCAUCGGAGGUGCGGAGCAGCGCGGAUUCGCGGCGAAUUCAAGGUAUCCCUUCCCAUACUGAGUCCUCCGCCCCUCGACCGGAUCCACCCCGCGCCAUGUCUUCCCGGCUGCCGACGCAUCUGUCCAACCGGAGUCCACGGCGAUUCCCCACAGUCUGCUGUCUCCUAGUCCUCACCCUCGCUCUCCUCUUCACCUCCGCUGCCGCCAAGUCCUCUCGCCGCCCAAUCUCCGACAACGAGAUCCGGCAGCAGAAGGAGGCAUGCUACACCGACGUCGAGAACGGGCUAUGGGGGUGGGCGUGCAGGUCCUCGCCAACGGAGAAGGAGAACUGCGUGCUGCGCUGCCUCUCCCCUGAGUGCUACAACCUCAUCUACGGCGGCGACCCCCUUGAAGAAGGGGAACUGGAUUAUGUCCGCAGCCAGGAGUACAAGUACUGCAUGCGCAAAUCAUCCCUUGGAGAAAGCUUGGAUGGUGUGAAGGGAUCCUUCAGUUAUUCAUGAAGGAAACCAAAAGGAAAAAGUGACAGUAUCGUUUUCGUUGCGUCCUCAUCCAUGCCGAGGAUUGAUCAAUCGACAAUAUUUUUGGAUGGUUACGGUGGUGGAUCUUACCGUGGUUGAUCCCAUGAUCUCAGCGCAAUGACUGGCCCAAGACCUAUUCCAUAGUCGGUAAAGUAGGCAUGAUUGGCAUUGUUAGGUUUGGAUUCUAGAAAAUUAAGCUAUCUAGAAAAUUAAGCUAUCGAAUUGCAAAGCCAUGUAUUUAACCCUGCUUCAGCAUGUAUUCUGUGCAGGAUACUUAUCCUCUUGCACUGCAAAACCUGCUGUAUUCUGCGCGGCAUUACUAGAACAACUAGCCUGUGCGACUUUGUUAUGGACCCAAACACUUCAGCAUGCUUGAACUCAGGAAUCGCGAUGUUUUUUCUCAAAGUUGCCCGGUUCAAAUCAGGGUGUCAAACCGGAAAAGUGGCUAGGGUUUUUGGUGCGUUGUUUCUCCGGCAAACGCUAUCUUAGACUCACCUAGCAAGAGCAAGCGCUUGGUAGUGUCAAGAAAACCUAGCAAGAGCAAGCUUGCUUACCGCGGCAAGAAAAUGCUCGCUCAGCUGGGCGAGCUGAAUUUGCUCUCCGUCAGCAGCAAGCUGUCAAUUGCUGCAAAGAACGUGGUCUUCCCGUGCUUCUCCAUCUAGGAACCAAACAGUAAAGACUUGCUUGCCAGGGCCAGGGCAUUGCUCCUACAGUCCUACGAGCUAGAUUUAGGGGUUGUUUGGUUUCAGGGACUUUUUUUAAGUCUCUGGGACUUUUUAGUAUUUAGAAGUAUUAAAUAAAUAUUAAUUAUAAAACUAACUGCAGAAUCCUGGGGCUAAACUGCGAGACGAAUCUAAUGAGGUAUCUUAAUCUAUGAUUAGCGAAUGGUUACUGUAGCAUCAAUGUAGCAAAUUAUGAAUUAAUUAGGCUCAUUAGAUUCGUCUCGCGAAAAAGCACUCAGCUGUCAAAAAACAUUUAUAAACAGAUUUUAUUUAAUACUAUAAAAUAGUAAUAUUCUUUUUGAUGUGAUAGGGACUUCUGAAAAAAGUCCUGGAGCCAAACAAGUCCUUAGGUAGCUCUCGCUAAGCAAGGUGCUCGAGAGAUCCAAACGCAUUCCUUUCGGUGUUUUCGGCCUCAUGGCAGCGUGGAACUGAAAAACCCUCUACACUCACUGAUGUCCCCCUAAAGAAACUAGCUACUUUGUAAAACGUACGGUUUUGAACUCGCUGGUGAACGUUAGUGGCCGUUUCAAGUUCACUAUAUUGUGCUUCUGUCGGUUGCAAUGGCAACCUUUUGCUAAGGAUUUAAACUUUUGCACGAUCCCAAAAAAAUGGUACUCUUGCUGUUAGUUGGAGCAACUCGUCAAUAAAUACUCAUGAACUGGAUAUCAUGCUGGUGCCGGACAGCAUGACACAUCGCCUGAACUCUACCUUGCACAGGCAAAUUCUUACUGCCAAAUGCAGUUAGCAAAUGCUCCUCCGAUCAAUACGGUAUAAACUGACAAAUUGGCAGGAUUAGCAGGUGUAAAAGAAUCUGAAGCCUUUUAAAUACCUCGCAAAAAACAAGACUUUUGAAUGUCCCGGUGGCAGCUCAACUCUUUUUCUACUUGUACUGGAGUAACACAUGGUUUUCAAAACUGAAAUCAUGAGGAAUUUUAUAAGUCCCGGUGGCAGCUCUACUUUUUUCUACUUGUACCGGAGUAACACAUGGUUUUCAAAACUGAAAUCAUGAGGAAAUUUAUAAGUCCCGGUGGCAGCUCAACUCUUUUCUACUUGUACUGGAGCAUAUAAUUUUUAAAACUGAGAUCAUGAUGAAAUUUAUAAUUACCCUGUGCGUCCGGUCCCACAUUCAGCCUUAAAAGACAGAACACCUGCCAAGUUGCCCUUUUCCUCCCGGAGCAAGAUGGAAAGAGGGGAAAGGAGGAAUUCUCCAACCAGGCUCCAGUAAAGCCACCCUGCCGCAGCUAUCAUUAAAGCAAUCAGGCCAGGCAUUAAGCCAAUCAACCCUCCCAAUCCCACCCUUAAUCAGCUCGCCCAGCUCCCAAAUCUUCCAUUAUAAUCCAAGAUUCCCUGCUCACUCUUCUAUUUCUUCUACUGCUAGUACUCCCCCCACAAGCUGACCCCCUCCAUGAUAGUGCUCCCUCUGAUCUAAGGCUCUCCCACCAACCACCCACUCUCCCCCGCUGCCCGCCGGCGAUGGCCGCAAUGCCGGCGCCGGCCGUGGGCUUGGCCGUCCUGCUGCUCUUCGCCGCCGCCCUGCCGGCCCUCCGCGCGGAUGACCUCAACUCCGACGCGCAGGCCCUGCAGGCGCUGCGCUCGGCGGUGGGGCGCUCCGCGCUGCCGUCGUGGAACAGCACCACGCCCACGUGCCAGUGGCAGGGCGUGACGUGCGAGAACGGCCGCGUCGUCGAGCUCCGCCUCCCCGGCGCCGGGCUGAUGGGCAGCCUCCCCUCGGGCGUGCUCGGCAACCUGACCGCGCUCCGCACGCUCUCCCUCCGCUACAACGCGCUCACGGGGCCCCUCCCCGACGACUUCACCCGCCUGUCCGAGCUCCGGGCGAUCUACUUCCAGCACAACAGCUUCUCCGGCGAGGUCCCGGCGUCGCUGUUCGCGCUCAAGAACCUCGUGAGGCUGGACAUCGCGGAUAACAAGUUCACCGGCGAGAUCUCGCCGGACUUCAACAAGCUGAUCCGGCUCGGGACGCUGUACCUCGACGGGAACAGCUUCACCGGCGAGAUCCCCAAGCUGGACCUUCCCGCAUUGGAGCAGUUCAACGUGUCGCACAACCAGCUCAACGGGUCCAUCCCCACCAAGCUCCGGAAGAUGCCGAAAGACUCCUUCUUGGGCAACACCGGCCUCUGCGGGGGGCCGCUCGGCCUCUGCCCCGGCGAGACCGCGCCCACGCCGGCCGGAUCACCGGAUUCCCAGCCAGGUGCCGGGGGCGCUGCUGACAUCGGUGGCGGCAAGAAGAAGAAGCUCUCCGGGGGCGCCAUCGCCGGCAUUGCCAUCGGCUGCGUGUUCGGCGUGCUGCUCUUGCUCGCCCUGCUUUUCUUCCUCUGCCGGAAGAAGUCCAGCGCGGCCCGUCCUGCGGCGGCAGUGGAGAAGGGUCGCGACCUCGGCAUGGAGCCGUUGGAGGUCGAGCCCAAGGGACAGAACGGCUCAGCAGCCGGCGCGGGCAGCCACAACGGGGCUGCUGCGGCUGUUGCAGUGCCAGCCGCCGCCGCCGCCGCGGCUGCUGCCAAGACCGGCGGUGGGUCGACCGGUUCCAAGAAGCUCAUCUUCUUCGGCCCCAUGGCGGCGGCCCCGCCGUUCGACCUGGAGGACCUGCUCCGCGCUUCGGCGGAGGUGCUGGGCAAGGGCGCGUUCGGGACGGCGUACAAGGCGGUGAUGGAGAACGGGUCGGCCGUGGCGGUGAAGCGGCUCAAGGACGUGGACCUCCCGGAGCCGGAGUUCCGGGAGCGCAUCGCGGCCAUCGGCGCCGUGCAGCACGAGCUGGUGGUGCCCCUCCGCGCCUACUACUUCAGCAAGGACGAGAAGCUCCUCGUCUACGACUACAUGUCCAUGGGCAGCCUCUCCGCCCUGCUGCACGGGAACCGGGCCUCCGGGCGGACGCCGCUGGACUGGGAGACGCGGUCGGCGAUCGCGCUCGCGGCGGCGCGCGGCGUGGCGCACAUCCACUCCACGGGGCCCGCGGCGUCUCACGGCAACAUCAAGUCCUCCAACGUCCUGCUCACCAAGAACUACGAGGCGCGCGUGUCCGACCACGGCCUGCCCACGCUCGUCGGCCCUUCCUUCUCGCCGACGCGGGUCUCCGGCUACCGCGCCCCGGAGGUCACCGACAUCCGCCGCGUCUCGCAGAAGGCCGACGUGUACAGCUUCGGCGUGCUCCUGCUGGAGCUGCUCACGGGGAAGGCGCCCACGCACGCCGUCGUCAACGAGGAGGGCCUCGACCUGCCGCGGUGGGUGCAGUCCGUCGUGCGGGAGGAGUGGACGGCCGAGGUGUUCGACCAGGAGCUCCUCAGGUACCAGAACGUCGAGGAGGAGAUGGUGCAGCUCCUCCAGCUCGCCAUCGACUGCUCCGCGCAGCACCCCGACAGGAGGCCAACCAUGGCCGAGGUGGCCACGCGGAUCGACGAGAUCUGCCGCUCCAGCCUCGGCGCCCGGCAGGCGGCCGACAGCGCCGGCGAAGGCGACGAGCCAUCACUAUAACCGCCGCCGUAGCAGCUGCUCCUCAUGCACCAUACUUGUCAGUCUCAGUGAAUGAAAAGUUUGAAAUUGCUUAGUUCUUUGCAUGAUAUUGCUCCCGCAGGCUACUUUUAAUUCAUCAGCAACUUGUGCAUGCUUUUUUUUUCUUCUUUUUUUUUUCUUUCUCUUCUUCUUCUUCAUCUUUUUUUGGCCUUUCUCUCACGGGCUUUGAUUCUACUCUAUAGCACAUGUCACUGUACUCUUUGAUUCUUGAAAAGCAACAUUUGAUGAUGCCUUGCCUGUAUCCAAAGA
This is a messenger RNA of Panicum virgatum (switchgrass), 5125 nucleotides long. Its product is annotated as probable inactive receptor kinase At1g48480. Gene Ontology annotation, molecular function: ATP binding; protein kinase activity; protein binding. The record is from RefSeq and is a predicted model, not a curated record. Gene Ontology annotation, biological process: protein phosphorylation. The transcript is spliced from 7 exons. NCBI's taxonomy places the organism in Eukaryota, Viridiplantae, Streptophyta, Magnoliopsida, Poales, Poaceae. Bases 2825 to 4837 code for a protein of 670 amino acids.